AUGUCGGGAUACAGUCUGGGCGACACCAGCGUCAAGACGACGCUCAAGUACGGCCUGAACCCCGCGGCGAAGAAGAAGGGACCCGCGGGUAAGGCCAAGAAGGGUCCGCUGAAACCCGCGCUCGCGGCGUUCGCGGAGGAUUCCGACGAUGACGACGCGAAGGACGAGCGCGAACGGGCCAACGCGGAGAUCGCGAGGCAGCAGCAGGCCGCCAGGAACGCCCAGAAGGCCGCCGAGCUGCACAAGCAGGCGCUCGAGGCGGACGCCGCCAUCUUCGACUACGACGGGCACUUCGACGGCUUCCAGGACUCGCGUAAGCAGAAGCUCAGGGCGGCGGACGACGAGCGCGUCGAGCGAAAGAGCCGGUACAUCGAGUCGCUCAUCGCCAAGCAAAAGGAGCGAGAGCGCGAGCAGGACAUCAUCUACGAGCGCCGGUUACUGAAAGAACGCGAGAAGGAGGAUCACCUGUACGGGGACAAGGAAAAGUUCGUCACCGCGGCGUACAGGAAAAAGCUGGAGGAGGAUCGCAAGUGGCUCGAGGAGGAGAAGAUCGCCGACGCGAGGGAAGCCGCGGACGACGUCACCAAGAAGGGCGACCUCUCAGGUUUUUACCACAACCUCAUGUCGAGGAACGCGGCGGCGGGCGCGGUGGCGGACACGUCGCGCGCCGCGCCGGAGCCGAGCGCCAGCGAGGAGGAGCUGGCGAAGUUGAGGGAGAAGGAGGAGAGGGAACGGGCGGCGGAGGAGGGCGCGAGGCGCCGCGCCGCGUACGAGCGGCUGCGAGAGCUGGACGAGAAGGAGGAGGCGGAGGCGCUCCGGCGGGCGGAUCCGGGGGAACCGGAGAAGCGCCGGAAGCCUUCUGGACCUUCUGGAGGGGGACUGGAAGUUCGCAGGCACCCGGCGGAGGUGGAGGCGGAGGAGAGGGCGGCGGCCGAGAGGGCCAAGGCGGCGGAGGAGGCGGCGAAGGAGCUCGAGGCGCACACGCUCGAGGAGCAACGAAAGGCCAAGGCGGACGACGCCAAGGCGAGGUACUUGGCUCGGAAAGCCGCGAGGGAGGCUUCAACAGGAGGCGCGUCCUGAUGUCGGUACGAAACCGGUGGUUCUUAAGAGAAGAAACGUUCGUUCGAGACACCAAGAAACCAUGCACUAAGUCUUAAGACUUACUCU
Messenger RNA from Micromonas commoda, 1167 nucleotides. RefSeq lists its product with no specific name. The coding region runs from base 1 to 1080 and encodes 359 amino acids. Gene Ontology annotation, biological process: regulation of alternative mRNA splicing, via spliceosome. The transcript is spliced from 3 exons. The record is from RefSeq and is a predicted model, not a curated record. Lineage: Eukaryota; Viridiplantae; Chlorophyta; Mamiellophyceae; Mamiellales; Mamiellaceae.